This is a messenger RNA of Ostrinia nubilalis (European corn borer), 1326 nucleotides long. RefSeq names its product adipokinetic hormone/corazonin-related peptide receptor variant I-like (gene NGR-A28). Gene Ontology annotation, cellular component: plasma membrane. The coding region runs from base 1 to 1326 and encodes 441 amino acids. The transcript has 8 exons. Gene Ontology annotation, molecular function: vasopressin receptor activity; peptide binding. Lineage: Eukaryota; Metazoa; Arthropoda; Insecta; Lepidoptera; Crambidae. The record is from RefSeq and is a predicted model, not a curated record. Gene Ontology annotation, biological process: cellular response to hormone stimulus; G protein-coupled receptor signaling pathway.
AUGUUGAGAAAUGUGAGUGAAGUGUUAAUGCAUACAUCUCUGGAUUUAUGGGACUAUUUCGACAUGGCGCCCGUAGAAGUGAAUUCUACUGAUGGAUUGGACAGCACAGUCCCACCGCCUGAGGACUUUGUGGUUGCAGUGUACAGUGUCUUAUUGGUUGUGGGAGCGAUCGGCAACGUGACCGUGUUCGCUUCUCUGCUCAGGUCACGCCGCCGGAAGUCGCGGGUCAACCUGUUGAUGACCCAUUUGGUUGUUGCUGACAUGAUUGUGACGUUCAUCGUCAUCCCUUUGGAGAUUGGUUGGCGGACGACAAACGCAUGGCUGGCUGGUAACUUGGCUUGCAAGUUUUUCCUGGUGCUGCGAGCUUUUGGCCUGUACCUGUCUUCCAAUGUACUCGUCUGCAUAUCUGUUGAUAGAUUUUUUGCAAUCCUCUAUCCACUUCGGCUGGCGAUAGCGAGGAAGAGAAGCAAGAUGAUGCUGUACCUUGCUUGGGUAGUUGCGUUGUUUUGCAGCUUGCCUCAGAGCCUGGUCUUCCGCGUGAUGACGCACCCGAAGGUGCCAGAGUUCCAGCAGUGCGUCUCCUUCGAAGCCUUCGCCAGUCAGCACCAGGAGUUGGCCUACAACGUCUUCUGUCUUUGCGCCAUGUACUUCCUCCCAUUGAUGAUCAUCACCGUCUGCUAUGCUUGUAUCUUCUAUGAGAUCUCAAAGAAUAGCAAGGAGAAUUCUGAAAAGCACCAGCAGUCCGACCACAGCAGAGUGAUGCUGAGGAGAUCAGACCAGAGGCCGCUGGCGAGGGCUCGUCGGAGGACGCUGAGGAUGACCGUCACCAUCGUCACAGUCUUCGCUUGCUGCUGGCUGCCAUAUGCCACCAUGACUCUAUGGUACAUGCUGGACCGUCAGUCGGCAGAGCACGUGUCAGCCAGGUUGCAGGAUCUGUUCUUCAUCAUGGCGGUAUCCAACUCCUGUAUGGAUCCCCUGGUCUAUGGGACAUACACCCUGGAUCCGAGGACUCUCACACGGACAGCGAGGAAGAUCUUUUGCAUACACGCUCCACAUUCUGAGAUACCUGGUAUCUCGGGGCCCGAGCUUUUGAAGAGCAAAAUACAAGGCAACGACAUUUCAUGCCAUCAUCAUGAUCAUGUCCGGGCCCACUGCGGUCGCCGGUACGCGGUGCGGUUCGACGACACCUCAACGGCUGGGCCGAGCGUGAAUUCGGACCCGAUUCACUUCCUGAGCGAACGCUCGUUCGCCGAGCGGACACUCAAACCCUCGCAGAGCUGCGAAGUGUUCGUCCUCCACACACCUCACAGGACUUUCCACUCAUAG